Messenger RNA from Antechinus flavipes (yellow-footed antechinus), 2612 nucleotides. It is a transcript of the gene CCDC27, whose product is annotated as coiled-coil domain containing 27. The coding region runs from base 333 to 2507 and encodes 724 amino acids. The record is from RefSeq and is a predicted model, not a curated record. Lineage: Eukaryota; Metazoa; Chordata; Mammalia; Dasyuromorphia; Dasyuridae. The transcript has 15 exons.
UUCUUCAGAAGGAAAGGCCUCCCUUCUGCUGUGGCCAUGAAGUCUCCUCCCCUUCUCAAACAUCACCUGCUUUAAGAUGCCACAGGUUCCCCUAGAAUUCAGGAGCAAGUUCAAACAGAAAUGGUUAUUGCUCCCCCCGGAAAGAAGCUGAUUCAGGGGAUGAACAGAUACCACCAGAGAUACCACCACAAGGAAGAGAGAGCACAUCAGAGAAGUCAUUCAACUUACAUAGACUCACUGUGGUCAUAUUUCAAAGAAGAAAGCUAAUACUCAACUGAUAACUCCUUUGGAAAAAGAAAACUUAGGGAGGAGACUUCUAAGGGAGGUUUCAGAUGAAUCCUGCAAAAGUUAAAGAUGGGCCGAAGAAACAGGACAGGAGCUCCACUGCUGUGGCGAAGGGCUUCCACAACCUCUGGGACGUCUCUAGCCGGAACAUAAAGACCUCCUCCACUAUUACAAGUUCAUUCCUGCUCUCCAAAGACAGUUCCAGCUAUUCCAGGAUGAAGGAGGAAAUUAGCAAGGACAGUCCCUCUGGCAACAUUUACAGCAAAACCAGUGUUGAAAAGGACAAUACUGGAACUGAAAGCAAUGUCAUCACCUGUGGGACUGGCUACCUUCCACUAAUGCAGGAGCUGCAAAGGGCCUUUCUCAUGCGUGCCGAAUGUCCUAGGUUUAGCAACAGGUCAACUUCAACAACACAGUGGGGGCCAGGUUUGGUUUCUAUAUCUGACCUUCCCAGUGGCACGUACUUCAAAAAUGUCAACUAUGAGAACUGGAAAAUGACAGAUGAUACAUCAUUCUCAGACAUCUUAAAAUCAAUGCAAAAAGAGAGGAAACUGCCAUAUAGCAAGAGUGCCUACGAAUUCCAAGCCCCCAGACAAAGCGAGGAAAGCCCCAGUUUGGAGACCGUGAUGAAGAGCUCCCAAACCCGGAAGAUGCCUUGGUAUGCUACUGUGAUUCAGGAGAAGGAUCGGCACUUGCUCAUGAUGAAAGAUGAGAUCAGUCGGCUUACAGCCUUGGAGGAUGCUUGCCUGAAGAAGGACGAUGAACUUUCCCAGCUUAAAAAGGAGGUGAAGGAACUACAGAAACAGCUGCAAAUCCUGAGUGAAGCCCAGAAAAUAGAUAUUCACCUCAAGAAAGAGCCCUCAGGUGAGAUCAAAGACAUCUAUGAUGACCUGGAACAAAAGGAAGACUUAGAGCCACAAGAAGAUACUGAGAUGGCUCCAGAGACCAAGCCAAGAAAGGAAGCUAAAACUCACAGAGGGGAGAAAAUGCAACAAAGAAGCUUCCCGGAAGAGUCAAAGGAGGGAGGUUCUAAAAUGUGUAUAGAAUCCUUACCAAGCCUUCUAUCCGGUGAAUUAAAUCAAGUCAGUGUCUCAGAGAGUUUUACAAGAGAAGAAGAAGAUACACAAAAAUCUACACAAGAGGAUUCUGUGAUUGCAGAAAAAGUUCGAAAGUCACCUCAUUUCCCUGAUGAAGGCAGCGUCGAAGCAGAAAUCAAAAUUGCCGAAGAAGAGGAGAAAAUCUCAGAAGAGGAAGCAGAAUUGCUCUUUCUUCUCUCUCUCAUUUCCCUCCCAAAUCUCUUCUUCUUUUUCCCUCCUUAUCUUUUUUCUUAUUCUCUUUUUUCUUCUUUCUGUCCCUCUAUUCAUUUCCCCCUUCUCUUCUCUUUUUUCUUCUUCUACUCUCUCUUCCUCUUUUCCCUGUUUCUGCUUUCCUUUUCAUCUUUCCUUCCUCUUUUAUUCCUCUUCCCUUCUCAUCCUUAUCCUCUUCUUUAUUUUCUUUCCCUUGUUCUCUCCUUACUACUCUUUUUUUUCCCCUUCUGGCUACUCUUUCUUUUCUCCCCUCUUUUUCCCUUUACUCUUUCAGGAACUAUCCUGUCUUUACAAAGACAAGUGGAUUUCCAGGAAUCCCAACUGCAAAAAACCACACUGGAAAAAGAAAACCUGCAGAAGGAACUCCGAGAAAGGAAAACUCAGCUUCAAGCCAUGUCAGACAAGUUUGCUAGCCUCCGAGAAGAACGAAAACGUGAAGAAAUGAUGGGCAUCAUUGAGAAAGACAAUCUUAACCUCCGACAGCAUGUAUCUGAGCUGGAAUUUGAACUGAGGAAGAGGGAAGACGUCAUCUCGGAGUACGACAACAAGAUCAAUAAGCUUCAGGCUCAGGUGAAUUCAAAUGAGAACCAAAUGAAACGUCAGGAGAAGCUCUAUGAGGAACUGCAGAGCCGUUAUGAGGAAAUGCAGCUUUCAGAGCAGCAGUUCCGGGUGCUUCUGGAGACUUCCCAAGUCAGGCUUGAAAGGUUAAGAAGUAAAGUCAUGCAGGCUGCAUUUAGUGCAACAGGAAUCAAGUCUCCUGCUACAGAAAUAACAGACAGUGACAUCCUGGAGGCCUUGCAGAGAAUCAUUAAUGAACGACUGGAUUUUUAUCAGCAGUUGAAACAGAAAGGGGUGAAAGUCCCUCCUCUCCACCAGAGUGAAGUAGUGUCUUCUUUGAAGGGCAAGAAGAAAUAACAUCCAUUCUGAGAAAAACUCUUAAGAUUUGUUCAGCCACGCUGAGACACAAAAGCUACUUUCUAGAAAUAUAUACUGUCCUAGUGUCUACGUUUUCUACUGGAA